Messenger RNA from Artibeus jamaicensis (Jamaican fruit-eating bat), 3223 nucleotides. It is a transcript of the gene CASP8, whose product is annotated as caspase 8. Gene Ontology annotation, biological process: apoptotic process; proteolysis; regulation of apoptotic process. The coding region runs from base 562 to 2001 and encodes 479 amino acids. The record is from RefSeq and is a predicted model, not a curated record. The transcript is spliced from 8 exons. Lineage: Eukaryota; Metazoa; Chordata; Mammalia; Chiroptera; Phyllostomidae. Gene Ontology annotation, molecular function: cysteine-type endopeptidase activity; protein binding.
GCCUGGUGCAGAAGCGGCUUCUGGAUAUCCCGUUGCUGGGACUUGCUGAGUGAGGACACCUGUGCGUUCUGCCAGGAUCUUCUCUUGGAACUGCAGCCACCGGCCUUGCUACUUCUUAUCUCUGGAAAUCUCCAGUUCCUCUGCUACAUUUCUCAGUCCUCAGAAUCUCCUCAGCGGCCUCAAGUACAGACAGUAUCUCUCUCCUGCCGGAUCAGUGUGGAGAUGCCACAAGACUUUAUUAUUUUUAUUUUCUUUUCCAUUCGGCCCUGGGACGGAGGGCUGAGUGAAACUUUCUUCUCUCACACCCCAGUGCCCUGAGGUCCUCGGUCUCUAAGGCCCGCAGUCCCCUUCUGCCCCUGCCCCGUUCAGGGAACUUUCCUGAUCCCCUCUGCCUGCUCCUUUUGAUGGCUCCCCAAAGACAACUCUUUAAAUCUUCUGAUACAUACCCCUGAAUUGAUGUGUAUCUUAGCACAAUGUAUCAUUGCUUUGUGUGUAUACACUAUUUUUUAACUAUAUUACCUGGAGCAAGCUACAACUAUAUUCCACUAAUUCUGGACAAGUAUGGAUUUCAACAAUUGUCUUUUUGAAAUUGGUGAGAAUCUGACCAGUGAAGAGGUGGCCUCCCUCAAGUUCCUAAGCCUGGAUUACAUACCACAAAAGAAGCAGGAACCUAUCAAAGAUGCCUUAAUGUUAUUCCAGAGACUCCAGGACAAGAGAAUGGUAGAGGAAAACAACUUGUCCUUCUUGAAGGAGCUUCUAUUUCGACUUGGUAGACUGGAUCUCCUGGAAAAGCACUUGAACACCAGCGAAGAAGAGAUGGAGAAGGAGCUUCAGAUACCGAGCAAGGCUCAGAUCUCUGCAUAUAGGGUCAUGCUAUUCCAGAUUUCAGAAGAUGUCGUUGCAUCGGAAUUACAGUCCUUUAAGUUUUUUUUGAACAAGGAGAUCGCCAAAUGUAGACUGGAUGACAACAUGGGCUUGCUUGAUAUUUUCAUAGAGAUGGAGAAGAGGGUCCUCCUUGGGGAAAAAAAUUUGGACACCCUAAAACGAAUCUGUCACCAAGUCAACAAGAGCCUGCUGAAGAAAAUCAAUGAUUAUGAAGAAUUAAGCAGAGAUACGUCUCCACCAUUUGUAAACGAGGUGUCAUUUAGGAUGCUGUCGGUGUCGGACAAUUCAAGAGAACAGGACUGCGAAUCUUCAAAACAGGACAGUGGGUCACAACAGACAUUGGACAAAAUUUACCGAAUGACCAGCGAACCGCGGGGGUACUGUGUCAUCUUUAACAAUUAUGACUUUAGCCUAGCAAGGAAGACUGUGCCCAAGCUUCACAACAUGAAGGAUAGAAACGGAACAGACUUGGAUGCAGAGGCUUUGCGUGCCACCUUUAGUAUGCUCCAUUUUGAGAUAGUGCAGUACAAAGACUUCACAGCGAAGAAAAUCUGUGAGGCUCUGGAAGUCUACCAAAGCAAGGACCACAAUAACAAAGACUGCUUCAUCUGCUGCAUCCUUUCCCAUGGAGACAAGGGCAUCAUCUACGGCUCUGAUGGGCAGGAAGCCCCCAUCCACGAGCUGACUUCUUACUUCACUAGUUCAAAGUGCCCUUCCCUUGCAGGCAAACCGAAAAUCUUUUUCAUUCAGGCUUGUCAAGGGGAUAACUACCAGAGAGGUAUAGCUGUAGAGACUGACUCAGAAGAAAAGGAAGACUAUUUAGAAAUGGACUUAACACUUCAGAAGAGAUAUAUUCCAGAUGAGGCUGACUUUCUGCUGGGAAUGGCCACUGUGAACAAUUGUGUUUCCUACCGAAACCCAAUGGAGGGGACCUGGUAUAUCCAGUCACUUUGCCAGAGUCUGAGAGAAAGAUGUCCCAGGGGUGAUGAUAUUCUCACCAUCCUCACAGAGGUGAACUUUGAAGUGAGCAAUAAAGAUGACAAGAAAAAUAUGGGAAAGCAGAUGCCUCAACCCACUUUCACUCUGACAAAAAAACUCUUCUUCCCUCUUAAUUGAUGUAUAACACUAUGCUUAAUAUUUUAUUAAAAUGCUGCUGUUAUGCGUCUACUUUAUCUAUUGUUUACUUGCAUAACACUAUGCUUAAUUUAAACUAAUAUUACAAUCCCUUGUCCCAACUCUUUGAUGGCAGGAAGGGGAGAGAAUGGGAGUAAAGACAAUUUAAUUUGUAUGCAAAUCAAGCCCAAAUAUCUGGCUUUGUAACACUAGCUAGAUAUUUAUAGCCACAGUCAUAAUUUUAGUUGUACUUUUAAUUUGAUAAAAAAACUAUAGUAGAUACAAAAAGUAUAUAGUAAGUUUAAAAGGAGAGUAACAUCAUAUAUAAUGGUUCAAAAACAGUGACAGAUGUAUUUCACGUCUCUCAUCUGCUUUCAACCCAUAAUCAUUCAAUUAAUUCCCUUCAAAUUGUUAAUUAUUUUUUGUUUUGUUCUUUACUUUCAGUCCCUCUCUUUCCAAGCCAUCCUUCACACUACUUUACAAGUUCAAGAAAAAAAGACUUUUCCUUUUUAUUCAUCAUGGUUUUUGGCUUAUCUGUUAAUUAAAUUGGCAUAAGAUAAAUUAACAGAAGAAAAAUUAAGUUAACUUUCAUACAUAUAGGAUAGCAGAGAAAUCUGAGACACAAAGAAAUGAUUAAAUCAGGCAGAUUUUAUUUUUAGACAGUGUAACAAUAAAUUUGUGAAGAAUUUACAAGACAAAGAAAUUUGGCUUCCAAUAGUAAAUUAGAAAAGAAGCAGCAAGUUUUGUUUACAAAGCCUUCCCCAUAUUCCUUAUCUCUGGCAAUACAGUGGCUUUUGCCCUGUUGGCACAGGGAGGGUGCUUUUCACGAGGAAGAUUUAUUUUCAGCUUUCAGAGGAAUAAAACAGGAUUAGAGUGUCCAUCUUGCACUAACUUUCUCAAGUAACUUUAAUUUAAAAUAAUCAAUAUUCCCUGAACCCCACUGAAAGUUGCUUUAAAAUACAAAUUGAAGAUUAUUUCUUACAUUAAAAGCUUUAAUGUAAGAAAUUCUUAAUUAAAAUAAAAAUGUUUUUACAAAUUUACUAUAAUCUUUUUCCAAACUCCCUUUUCAGCCUUUUCUCUUAUUGCUCUUGUAAUAUAUGCAUGUUUCUGUAAUGUUUGAUUUUCUUUUUUGCUAGUAAUGCUGUCCUUCUUCCGAGCUUUUAAAUUUGUAAUUUAUAUCUUUAGUUUACUUGAAAUCUUUUUAAUAAAAUAUAAUUUAAUCUUA